Rhododendron vialii is the source of this 2062-nucleotide messenger RNA. Its product is annotated as probable E3 ubiquitin-protein ligase LUL4. NCBI's taxonomy places the organism in Eukaryota, Viridiplantae, Streptophyta, Magnoliopsida, Ericales, Ericaceae. The transcript has 5 exons. Gene Ontology annotation, molecular function: ubiquitin protein ligase activity. The record is from RefSeq and is a predicted model, not a curated record. Gene Ontology annotation, biological process: protein ubiquitination. The coding region runs from base 16 to 1731 and encodes 571 amino acids.
CUUUUAUAACAUGGUAUGAUAACUUUUCCAAAACCUAGAAAUGCGACUAGACACUGUCAAAUCCCCAUUGAAGAAAUGAAAGGGAUGAUAAACCUUUUUUCCCUAUUGAAAUGCUUCAAUGGAUUUCGCGAUCAUACGCAGGUAUCGGGCCAUGGCACGAGGAUUUGGAACCUUAGCGACAAGCCAGUCGAGCUUCAGAUAAGGGUGGGAUCAACAUUGAAGAGAGUUCACACUUUGAAGCCUAAUUCCUCAAAGAGAUUGAAAUGUAAGAGCGUUUAUAAGUCUUACAUGCCGGCAGCUGCUGCUGGUGGUGGUGGUGGUGGUGGAGGAGGAGGAAUGAGGAACUUGUUGUAUUACUACGAUGAGACGUGUCAGCCUUACAUUUGGAUACAUGACACUGGGGGUACAUUUUCGAGGAUGGUGAAGCAACAAUACAUUAGCCUGGAUGAUUUGAGAGAUUGUUCGGAGAUCAGAGUUUUCAGAGACCAUCAGAGAGGUUGCAUAUCAGUUCGGAAGAAACCGAGUCUUCUUAAGUUAGAACUCGUGUCAAAAGAUGAAAUACCGUACCUAAUGCAAGAUUGUACGACUUUCUUCACCUCUACACAAUCUCUCUCUCCGGUUUUCCUUCAUCUCUCUCUCUCUCUCUCUCUCUCUCUCUCAUCUAACAUGGGCACUUCAUCCAGCACCAACAGAAGAAACCAAAACCCAAGCUACUACCAAAACCCUCACCACCACCAACCUCUUCCUUCUCAACAACUUGCUUCAUAUUCUGAUCCUUACCCUGCGCCCACUCCCUUCGCCUAUUCUACGCACCCAUCCCCUCCGAUUUAUAACUCCUACAAUCCCUCCUACAAUCCGGGCCGCCCCAAUUUGGUCCCCUAUUACGCACCCAAUCACAACCACGGUGGGUGGGCCGGAAUUCGGCCUCCUCCCGUCUCGGUCCCGCAACCGCCGCCACUGCCGCCGCCGCCGUAUGUGGACCACCAGCAGGCCAAGAAGGUCAGGAAUGACGUGAAUGUGCACAAGGGUACGUUGCGGCUCGAGGUCGAUGAGUUCAACCCUGACCAUCAUUUGGUGUCGUUCGUUUUCGACGCCUUGAUUGAUGGGAGCUUUACUAUUUUUUACUUCGCCAAGGAAGAGUCCAACUGUAGAUUCGUCCCGUUAUAUCCUGAAGUCUGUGAGCCAUUUAAGUUUCCUUUUCAGAAAGGAGUUCGCCAGAAAUUUUCUCAACCUUCUGGAACAGGCAUUGACUUGGGGUUCUUCGAGUUGGACGACCUUUCCAAACCAUCAGCAAAAGAAGAUGUGUUUCCACUUGUAAUAUCUGCCGAAACAUGCUUGCCUUCUGUUCCUACCAAAGGAAGUCUUGAUGAUCCUUCACCAAGUUCAUCCCCUCGUAUGCAGAUUACACAGGCGGUUAUACAGAAGAAUGAUCAGACAGGUUUUCAGGUGAAAGUAUUCAAGCAGAUAUUAUGGAUUGAUGGGAUCCGGUAUGAGCUGCGUGAGAUAUUUGGAAUUGAAAACUCAGCUGCUGAAAGCUUCAAGGAUGAUGACCCAGGGAAGGAGUGUGUCAUUUGCUUGACUGAACCUAAGGAUACGGCUGUCCUUCCAUGCCGACAUAUGUGCAUCUGCAGUGAGUGUGCAAAAACAUUGAGGCUUCAAUCAAACAAGUGCCCCAUUUGCCGUCAACCUAUUGAUGAAUUCAUUGAGAUCAAGAUCAACGAAGCUGAUUAGUGACCAAUCCCUUUCUUCAUUUCGGAUCCUGUUGUAUGGUACGACUGUUUGGUUCUUUUCUUUGCUUCCAAUCCUGUUAUAUAUGUGCUCUAGCUCUUUUAGUGUUAUAUCAUAUCUGCAAUUCUUUAUGCUGAUCCUUGUUCACAUGGUUCUGUACAUAUAAAGGGUGCAGUCCUGCCUGAUUUUGUUGCAUGUUAUUUGACGAGGGUUGGUUUUAUUUCCAGAAAACCUCUCUUGCAUAGAGAUAAAGUGGAAAUGUGCUUUCUUUUUGUUUGAAAUCCUUGAGAAAUAUAUGAUGUCUGAAUAAAAGUGUUUAAACUCCUUCCUUUUC